UGUGGCUCGUGGGCUCUAGAGCUCAGGCUCAGUAGUUGUGGUGCAUGGGCUUAGUUGCUCCGCGGCAUGUGGGAUCUUCCCAGACCAGGGCUCAAACCCGUGUCCCCUGCACUGGCAGGCGGAUUCUUAACCACUGCGCCACCAGGGAAGCCCUCAGCAGUCUCUUGUUUCCAUGACACUGAUAAGGAUGAUCCUUGUGGAUAAAAAAAGGAAACAAUGGAAAAUACAGCAACGACCACUGACUGAGCAUCUGCUAUGUAUCAUCUAUUGCACUAAAUUCCUUACUAAACCUUGUCUUACUGAAAUCUCACAGCAACCCCGUAAGAUGCCUCCUAUUGCCCCCAUUUUGAAAAUUAGGAAACUGAGACUCAGAGAAGGAAAGUUGCUUGUUGAAAAAUGACAAAUUGUUUGACUGCAGAGCCAUGUGUUUUCCACAGCUACAGCACAGAGCCUAAUUUAGUGCCUGUGUAAACACUGAGUAGGCAUCAGGGACGCACUGCUUUCAAAACACAUUGGAAUUGUAGCGGGCGAGUCUGAAUUACUGUGCAGAACCCUUGCUCUUCCAGUGGGCAUGGGCUGGGAGCCAAGAAUUGAUCAGCCUUCCCUGAAUGUGCUUGAGGAACCCUCCUGAUGCGGAGCCCGGGGAAGAAUUUAUGGAGGGGCAUAACCCAGAGCUCCCCCUCACCACGCAGGUGUCGAGAAGGGCAGAGUCCCUGGCGGGUUCUGGAGACAGAUCAAUUGCCUGAAGCUCAAAGAAGAGGAAAGAAGAAACCGUUGCCUUUUGCUGUCCAGUUAUUGGAAGCCAGGGCAUGCGUGAGUGCUUCACCUGCGUUAUUCAGCUCCUGCCUCACGGCAACCAGCUAAAGAAAUUCAAGCACAUCAAGCACUCUUUCCAUCUGACCUGCUUUGGGUGUCUAUUUCCUACUACUGGACUUUAAGAUCCACUGGACUCUCUCUGCUGAGGACCCACAACAAACUCCAGGACCAGAGUAUGUUUAUUGACUACAGAUGUUAAGCACUUUGCUAAGGAACAGAAAGCUGCAAGACAGAAUAUGUACUUCACCGGAGUGGGUGCAUAGAAACCGGCUGUGUGUCUGAAUCUUUAAGAACUCAAGUGGAAGGUAUGCUUACAAGUUUAAAGGUCAGAAUCACAACACACAGACUUGAAUUGGAAUGACUGCAAGAUAGUUUCAGGAUUAUAAGACUUCUAUGUAAAAGAAGUUAAUAAAAGGCAUAUUAAGACCAGUCCUAACUCUCCCUUCCCAGCACGCCCUAUGGACUCUCUGACUUAUUACACUGGCCAUACUCAGAAUGUUCUGUAUUGGACUGGCUAGAGCAGCAACAUAUUGGAAGGAGCUGAGGACUUCUCUAGAAGCUGCAUUCGCAUAGCUCGCUGCUCUUUCUACUUAGAUGUAUUUAUUGGGGAAGGAGGAUGCCCCUAAAGAACUUGUCCCCAUGCCACCUCUGGUUCCAGUACUGUGCAGUGCCCUUGGCCCUCCUGUCCAAAACUAUCACUGUGAAGUUUGUUUCAAUGAGAAAAGGGCAAGAGUUGAAAACUUUUAUCUAUCUACACAAAAUCUGCACACAAAUGUUUAUAGCAGGUUUAUUCAUAAUUGCAAAAACUCAGAAGCAAACAAGAUAUCCUUCAAUGGAUGAAUGGAAUAAAGAACAUCAAACAAGUCAGAGAUGGAGUCCUUCAAGUUUUCAGAAGAACAGAUCAGCAUGUACACAACUGGUCAGUAUGGCCUUGGCACCUGGGAAAGAAGUCUUAUCAUCAAAGGAGUACCAUCAUUGGCAUCCAAGGAAGGGAGACAUUUAACUUUAUUUUUAACAGGGACAUUCUUUACUUCUGGUCAAGGUGCCCUUCUCUUUAAAGCAGAUGUACGGUGUCUGUUUGAUAGGCCUCAAACAGGCUGUUUUCGUUAGCAUAAAGUUCAAGUUAAAUUAUGUAUAAGCCAGGAUGACUUUCCCUGUACCUCAAUAUGUGAAAAUUUCUUUCAUCAUUAUUCAAUGCUAAAAAGAAAUCAAGCUAUCAAGCCAGGAAAAGAGAUGGAGGAAACUUCUAUGCAUAUCGUUAAGUGAAAGAAGCCAGUCAGAAAAGCCUACAUGCUAUAUGAUUCCAACUAUAUGACACUCUGGAAAAGUGUGCCAGGAGGAAAUGGCAGUCCCACCCUACCCAUUGGAGGGACAACUGUCUUAAAAUAAUCUGAUGGAAUUUUGGGCCAUUAUCUGGCCACAAGAAAAUAGCUGCUAAAAGUGGAAUUCAGCUCUUUUACAAUUUCAGCAAAGCUGGAAGAGGGUCAAAAAAAUUCCUCCUCAAAAAAAUAAGGACUUGUGGACUACAGAGCAAGAUUCUUUUCCAUUAUAGGUUAUUACAAGAUAUUGAAUAUAGUUCCCUAUGCUGUACGAUUAUCCACAGUUCCAUUUCUGACCAUGAUGGAAUAACAAGGACUGAAGUGAACUUCCUGCCACAAACAACAAGAAAACUGGACAAAAUAUAUAAAGCAACUGUUUUCAGACAUUGGAAGACAGCACAGGACUAUGAUGCCUGAGAAAAAGGGAGCAUAUAAGGUUGGCUGGAGUUGGGCUGAUCUAGGUUGGGCCCAUCUGGACAGCUCUGCAUCUCACCGAAAGACUGGUUCAGGCAAUUCUGCUCCAUAUGCCACUCAUUCUUCUCCUGGGACCCAAGAGCUAGCCAGGAUCAUAAGACUAUAUACUCAUUAUAGAAAAUCUAGAAAUCCAGAAAAGUAUAAAGGAAUAAAAAUAAUAACUAACCCAUACUCAGAUACUAAUGGAAGAAAUGUUCACAUAUUGAGGAAGAAUUCAGUGAGUGACAGAGUGAUUGGUAAGAAGUGGAUUUAUUUAGAGAGAAACACACUCCACAGCCAGAGUGUGGGCCAUCUCAGAAGUUAUUCUCGUCCAUCCUCCCGGGAAAGACUCUCAAGCUUGGACCCAGCCACGCCUCCCCACCGUGGCCCUACCCACAUCCUGGUCCCGCCCCCUUCGGGCCCUAGCGUUCGGUUUCCAUGGUUACACCGCUGCCUCCGAGAGAGCCCAGCUGCCCAGAAGGUCCCCGCAAAGACCUCGGGGAAGAAUCGGGUAAACGCGGCUCCAGCUCUCCAUUCCGGCCAAGGUCAGUCCAUUCGAGGCUCCGCGCCCUUGAGCCCGGGGUGUACCCCGCGAGGAAGCGAGCGUGGGGCCGUGGACAGAGCCUGGGCCGCUGGAGCAUCCCGUCUAGCCUGGUUGAGGCUGAACUGUCGAAUGCCUCCCACUCAGGCUGAAAGUGUUAUAAAGAAUAUCAUUCGAGAAAUAGGACAAGAAUGUGCGGCCCAUGGAGAGAUUGUUUCUGAAACUCUGGUUGCUUUUAUGGUGAAAGCUGUUGUCCUGGACCCAAGUAAUGGCUUUAACACGGAUAGAACUCUCGUGAAAGGUGAUGUGCAGAAACUUGUAAAGCUUUGUGUGACUCGGCUAUUGGACAGUAAAAAUCCUUCCCUGGACACCAUUAAGAUGCAAGUCUAUUUUGAUAUGAAUUAUACAAGUCGAGAGGAAUUUCUCGAAGAACAUCACCGGGUCGUAGAGUCUAGAUUAAGCUCUGUUAGCAGAGAAAUUACAGAUAGUCGAGCAUGUGUUCGAGAAGAGCUGGAAAGCCUCUACCGCAAGAUCGUCAGCUACGUGUUACUGCGCUCUGGGCUGGGGUCCCCAACAGACAUCAAGAUUGUCAGAGAGGCAACAGCUGCCCUACAGAGUGUUUUUCCUCAGGCUGAGCUUGGGACAUUUCUAACUCUUUCUAAGAAGGACAAAGAACGCCAGCUGAAAGAACUCACCAUGAUUGUUACUGGAAUUCGUUUAUUUAACCGAGACUGUGGAAAGGGAGGAGAAGGCAUUGAUGACUUGCCAGCUAUUCUACAGGAAGCAAUCCCAGCCACCACUCAGCAUGUUGAUUCCCAACUUGAGGUGGUCCAGGACCGGGCAUACCGCUACACAGCCAUCCUCGAGAAAGUAGCAAAGAACCCACUCUUGAGUCAAGAACUUCAGCCCUAUAUGUUAAAAGAAGCACUGUAUAACGUGCGACAAUAUGAGAUCUUCCUUCAGAUCAUUUUGUCGGAUAUAAUUACUUGUGCUCAAGAAGUGGAAAUGAUGAUAAAGCAGUUAGGAGCCCAACUGGAACAAUUAAAAUUUACUGUAAAAUCAAAGACGGCUGUCCCAACAUCACAAGUCUUUCCCACCUUCAUUGCCCUUUCCAAUCUGUGGACUAGCUUUCAGGAUGAAACUGUUCUGAUUAGCAUCCUCAGUAAUUUAACUACUCAUCUUGAGCCAUUUCUGGGGACUCAUGAACUGUUCUUUCCUGAGAAAGUGACGCAAGCUCUUCUUGAUGGAGCGACUGUGAAAACUGAUGUGUGUAGAAUGAAAGAGCACAUUGAAGAGAGAGUAAAUCUGGCGGAUUUCAGAAAACUAGAAUGGCUUUUCCCAGAAACAACAACCAAUUUUGAUAAAUUGUUGAUUCAGUAUCGGGGAUUUUGUGCUUACACAUUUGCUACAACAGAUGGUCUUCUUCUUCCAGGAAAUCCAGCAAUUGGAAUUUUGAAAUAUAAAGAAAAGUAUUAUACUUUCAAUACCAGAGAUGCUGCAUAUUCAUUUGCAGAAAAUCCUGAAAAUUACAUUGAUAAAAUUAGAGAAAAAGCCAAAAAAAAUGCAGAAUUGAUUCAGCUACUGGAACUUCAUCAACAGUUUGAAACCCUUAUUCCAUAUUCUCAGAUGAAAGAGGUUGACAAACAUUAUAUAAAACCAAUUGCAAAGUGUGAAAGUAGCACACAGACGGAUACACAUUUAUUGCCACCAACAAUUGUGAGAUCAUAUGAGUGGAAUGAAUGGGAAUUAAGAAGAAAAGCUAUAAAAUUGGCCAAUUUGCGUCGGAAAGUUACUCACUCGGUACAGACUGAUCUUAGUCACAUGAGAAGAGAAAAUUGUUCCCAGGUGUACCCUUCAAAGGAUGCUAGCACACAGUCAAUGAGGGAAAGCAGCAGCCGAGUGCCCCGGCCCCAGAUUUACAUAGCUGGUUUCCGCGGGGGCCAUACCAAGACCACCUAUGAAGUCAAGGUGAACUUAACUAGGGCCAUUGAUGAAACCUAGUUAGAGACCACACUUUUAACGUAGAUACCACUGAAUUGUGAACAAUGGCAUAUAUUGAAAAGUAUUUUUGCAUCCAUGAAAACUAGCUAAUUUUGUGGGGCUGGCACGUUCAUUGGUGGUAUGAAUGUUUUUGGGUUCUCACCCAUAUGGACUGUCAAACUGCUACAACAAAUGAAAAAUUGUUUUCUGUAAUACAUUUUUCAUUCUAUUAAAAUUGCAAAGUAAAACUCUG
Balaenoptera acutorostrata (minke whale) is the source of this 5362-nucleotide messenger RNA. It is a transcript of the gene CFAP206, whose product is annotated as cilia and flagella associated protein 206. NCBI's taxonomy places the organism in Eukaryota, Metazoa, Chordata, Mammalia, Artiodactyla, Balaenopteridae. Bases 2542 to 5130 code for a protein of 862 amino acids. Gene Ontology annotation, biological process: regulation of cilium beat frequency; regulation of flagellated sperm motility; sperm axoneme assembly. The transcript is spliced from 26 exons. The record is from RefSeq and is a predicted model, not a curated record. Gene Ontology annotation, cellular component: ciliary basal body; axoneme.